Molecule: messenger RNA, 1387 nt
Organism: Populus trichocarpa (black cottonwood)
Lineage: Eukaryota; Viridiplantae; Streptophyta; Magnoliopsida; Malpighiales; Salicaceae
Product: COMPASS-like H3K4 histone methylase component WDR5A
Exons: 2
Coding region: 127-1080 (317 amino acids)
Molecular function (GO): protein binding
Source: RefSeq, a predicted model, not a curated record
UGUUGGAACAUCUGUGGAGUGUCUCUGACUCUGUCUCUCUCUCUCUCUCUCUCUCUCUCUCUCUCCAGUUCUCCCUCCUGAAGGCCAAAUAAAGGCUAAAGGCUAAUAAACCCUUAGAAAAGGCAAAUGUCAGCCCCAACCGAAUCCUACAAACCUUACACCCUAACCCAAACCCUAACAGGCCACAAAUCCCCCAUAUCAUCCGUCAAAUUCUCCGCCGAUGGCCGUCUCCUCGGCUCUUCCUCCGCUGACAAAACCCUCAGAACCUAUUCCAUCUCCCUUUCUAAUCCUCCUACAUCUCCAAUCACUCAUCUCCAUGACUUCCACGGGCACGAACAAGGCGUCUCCGACCUCGCCUUCUCCUCUGAUUCCCGCUUCAUUGUCUCUGCAUCCGACGAUAAAACCCUCCGCCUAUGGGACGUCACAACAGGGCACACAAUCAAAACCCUUCAUGGGCACACCAAUUAUGUGUUUUGCGUCAAUUUUAACCCGCAAUCGAAUAUGAUUGUUUCGGGUUCUUUUGAUGAGACUGUUAGAAUUUGGGAUGUGAAGAGUGGCAAGUGUUUGAAGGUAUUGCCUGCCCAUUCGGAUCCAGUCACAGCUGUCGAUUUUAAUAGAGAGGGUUCGCUUAUUGUAUCGAGUAGUUAUGAUGGAUUGUGUAGAAUUUGGGACGCUGGGACUGGUCAUUGUAUCAAGACCUUGAUUGAUGAUGAAAACCCACCUGUUUCCUUCGUCAAGUUUUCGCCUAAUGGAAAGUUCAUUCUUGUUGGCACCUUGGAUAACAAUUUGAGGCUUUGGAAUUUUUCAACUGGGAAAUUUCUGAAGACAUACACUGGGCAUGUCAAUACAAAAUUCUGUAUUUCGCCCACCUUUUCCGUAACAAAUGGAAAGUACAUUGUUGGUGGUUCGGAGGAUAGUUGUGUAUACCUGUGGGAGCUUCAAAGCAGGAAAAUAGUGCAGAAAUUGGAAGGUCACACAGAUACAGUUAUAUCAGUAGCAUGUCAUCCCACCCAAAAUAUUAUUGCAUCUGGUGCACUGGGCAAUGACAAGACCGUGAAGAUUUGGACUCAGGAAAUAUGAUUUCUCUGCUAGCAGUUUUUUUAACCUGAUUUGGCCUGUGCAUAGGAGAAGACCUUGAGUUACAAAGAGGGAAAUAUUUUGCUCGAUGGCUGAAGCUUCUGCUUUUUCCCAGACACUUGUCCUCUUUGAUAUGCAUGUAGUUUUGAUUCAUUUAACCACUGUUUAUGUAUCUGAGGAACAAAUUUGAUGGAAGUCGUGUGAUCUUUUUUAACUCCCUUGAUUCCCAUCUCUGUCCCCUUCACGUUUAUAACUGGACCAGUGUGUAGCUUCUGUUUAACUGAGAAGAAAACCAGCAGUCCUUUAUUUA